CCUCAAAGAGCCAGUACUUAGAGCCGACACGUUGGCUCCCUACUUAUCGCUUGAAAUCAGCCGCGGGUCAUUUACGUGCUGUUUCUUUCCUUUCCAUCAUGAGCCAGAGGGCUUAAUACCGCCCCCACCUCUCCUUAGUUUGUCUAAGACUGUGACGUGCUGUCCUCAGAAUUUGGGUUUAUCUAGUUACAAGACACUGCAGAUGCGCGACAGUCCACGUCUCUAGGUUUCCCCUGUUAGAGUUAGGUUUAUUUUUUUUUUUUAGUAUUUUUUUCACCAGCUUUACGCAUGAUCCUCAUGUGCGCCGUUCUUUGUAGACGUUUACUAAUGGAUCGACUCAUCUGCAAAUGCGUGGACUUUCAAGAUAUAGUGGUAAUGAUACAAAGAUUUCGAUGCACUCCUUCAACAGUUGCUGUUUCAAGCGCACUCACUGAGUGUCUUCUGCUGCGGUUCUGCUGCGGUUCCCAUGGCUUACCACCCUUUCCAAGUUGACGGAGCGGACGCCUUUUCUCUGCCAGCGUUCAUCCCCCGCGCACAGUCCUCACGUAUCCCCUCCAUAGCCGCGGACGCACGGCUGCGCGCAGCUAUGGAGCUCCGGAGUCGGCCAGUACACCCGCGGACCACGAAGCGCCAGGAACAGCCCGAACAAUGGCUGGACGACGAUCCGAAAGUCACGCUGGAAUCUAAGGAUUUGUGGAGUGAAUUUCACAAGAUGGGGACUGAGAUGGUUAUCACGAAGUCUGGGAGGAGGAUGUUUCCACCCUUCAAGGUGUGUGUGGAUGGGCUGAACGAAAGCGCAAAAUACAUCCUGCUGAUGGAUAUUGUUGCUGUUGACAACUGCCGCUACAAGUUUCACAACUCCCACUGGACAGUUGUUGGAAAGGCCGACCCGGAGAUGCCAAAGCGGAUGUACAUCCACCCAGACAGUCCGUCCAAAGGGGAGCAGUGGAUGAGCAAGCCUGUUGCUUUUCAUAAGCUCAAACUCACCAACAACAUGUCGGAUAGGCAUGGAUUUACAAUCCUAAAUUCCAUGCAUAAGUAUCAACCGAGGUUUCAUAUUGUAAGAGCCAAUGACAUUAUGAAGCUCCCAUACAGCACCUUCAGAACUUACGUUUUCCCAGAGACUGAGUUUAUUGCUGUCACUGCCUAUCAGAAUGAAAAGAUAACGCAACUGAAAAUUGACAACAAUCCCUUUGCCAAAGGGUUCAGAAAUACCGGAAAUGGAAGACGGGAGAAAAGGGGCAAACAGCUUAGUAAAUCAGACCAGGACGGUGAUGAUUCUGAUGACUCAUCUGGACAACCCAGUGCUAGCGAGCCAUUUUAUUCUCCUCUGGAACUGGUCAGCAGCCCUCUGAUGUCCACGCCAACCUGCCAAGAUGCAAAAGGAAUCGAAAGCGAUUCCGAUAUUUACCCUGAAGACGAUGAUGUUUUGGAAGCCGGCCUUCCCAAGACUGCGCCAACAUUAACUACGAACCUGAUGGAUGAGGACGUUCUGCAAAACAUGCCUGAUUUUAGGCAAAGCAACAACAAAAAGGAGGGAUCAAGGGAGAUAAUUAUGCAAAGAGCACAUGAUGACAACCAAUACGUUAUGAAAGUAGGUCCUUUUAAAAACCAAAGGAGUGUAAUCAAAGACAGAGGGCUACCUACAAUGUCUCGAUCACAAAGCCUAACCUGCUUCAGUAGUUGUCACGGUCCAACUUUAGAUUUCUCGAGUGGCUAUGAACAACCAUUUGUCACUCUGCAAGAAUCUUUUCAAGAAAAAAGACAGCUACCACCGACAGCAAAGGGGUUUACCUCUAUGUGCGUGGGACCUGGAUUUACACCCUUGACUGGAAUUAACAACUUUGAACAAGGACUCUCAUGUCAAAGCAUCCAGUCUUCAGCUCCAUUUCCCUUCUCACAACUCACAUUGGGAUCUCAGGGAGUCACUCUGUCAUCUGUCGAUGGAAUGCCAUCAUAUCCAUACCACUGUGUGGUACCAGUAGGAGCGAGUGUUUCAGCUCUCCCAACCAGCUCUGCCACCCCGUCACUUUCUGGAAUCCAUCAUCACCGAAACCGUCAGCCGUGGUUGAGAUUAAGUCCAUAUCAGAUCCCACCAUCUUUCAGUUCUUGCCAAAAUUUCCUAACGACCACCUUGCCUGGAAGGUCACCUUCGCAGCCUGAGCUGUCCAAAUAUGGAAGCAAAGACUGGAGUUUGCCAUCUGGACGCGACAGUUACCAAGCAAAGGCCAUGCAAAAGACUGUUUCCCCAUUUGUUAUGGGGUUUGCUGAUGAACUACAACACACUUUCAGGGUUGGCAAGUUGCACAAGAAUAGCAACUAAAAUAAAUAACCAUUGAA
This is a messenger RNA of Xiphophorus hellerii (green swordtail), 2340 nucleotides long. RefSeq names its product T-box transcription factor TBX3-like. Gene Ontology annotation, biological process: regulation of transcription by RNA polymerase II; positive regulation of DNA-templated transcription; cell fate specification. The record is from RefSeq and is a predicted model, not a curated record. Lineage: Eukaryota; Metazoa; Chordata; Actinopteri; Cyprinodontiformes; Poeciliidae. Gene Ontology annotation, molecular function: DNA-binding transcription factor activity, RNA polymerase II-specific; RNA polymerase II cis-regulatory region sequence-specific DNA binding. The coding region runs from base 467 to 2323 and encodes 618 amino acids. The transcript is spliced from 7 exons. Gene Ontology annotation, cellular component: chromatin; nucleus.